Molecule: messenger RNA, 1742 nt
Organism: Physcomitrium patens
Lineage: Eukaryota; Viridiplantae; Streptophyta; Bryopsida; Funariales; Funariaceae
Product: F-box protein At3g58530
Biological process (GO): SCF-dependent proteasomal ubiquitin-dependent protein catabolic process
Cellular component (GO): SCF ubiquitin ligase complex
Molecular function (GO): protein binding
Source: RefSeq, a predicted model, not a curated record
CUCUCUCACUCCUGCCGUCGUUUAGGGCUUCAUUUGUGGAGCGUUCGAUCUUCUACUCGACGCUUUUUUGAGUAAUUGCUCUCACUCAUCGAAAUCACCGAAUUCUGCUUCAACGGUGUGUAUCGGUGGGAUUUUCUUGGCCAUUCUCCUGCCACUUCUCACAGUCGAUCGAUGUCCUAUUUAUGCUGCGAGGUUGCUAUGUUGCUGUAUUCUGCAUCUCCAAAAUUCGAAGUCAUUUUUUGAAUGCUAUAACAGCGAUUCUGAGGAUGUUGUGAUUUUGGGAUUUUGGAGCGAAAUUGAAGUGUAUAGAAGUGGAGAGAGCUAGCGUUUGAAGCGAGCAACUUCAAAUUACUGUCCCGGUGGUAAACCACAACUAAUUGAUAACAGGCGGAGGUUUCUAUUCGUGCAAUGGGGGUGGACUUAGCCAGAAGCAGUGAAGAGAGUGACCGUGACCAAUGGGGGACGGAGGUGGUACCUCAUGUUAUGCAACUUGUCAGUUCGUACUUGGGACAGCGCGAUGUUUGCGCGUUGCUGUGCGUUAGCACCUCCAUUCGCCACCUGCUUACCUCGCACGCCCCUUUGUGGAAGAUUUUGGACUUACGGAACAGGAAGCAUGCAGGUGAAACCUUAGUUGUUGUUUUGGCUCAGAAGCGUUUCCGGAAUGUGGAAGAAAUUAAUCUUGAGUUCGCACAGGAUGUAGAAGACAAGCAUUUGACAGCUAUAGCCUUUAAGAGUCUUCGACGAAUAAAUCUUAAUGCGUGCCAGAAGGUCACCAAUUCGGGCGUCAUUUUCGUAGCUUCGGCUAAUCCAAGUUUGACAUCAUUCUCGAUAUACUGGAAUUUGAAAGUGACUGACGCUGGCAUUGAAGCAGUCGUGAGAUCUUGCAAGGAUCUCAGAAGUUUGAACAUCAGCGGGUGUAAGAGUCUUACAGAUAGGAGCUUGCGAGCCGUUGCAAAGCAUGGCCAGAGAAUUCAAAUUCUCAAUCUCACUAGAGGCGUGAAACUUACAGACGAGGGGCUGGUGGAAGUUAUCAAUGCUUGCCGGGAAAUUGUAGAACUAUAUCUUUAUGCGAGUCCCAAUUUCACAGACACGUCUUUCAUAACGUUAAGCAAGUUAAGCGAACUUCGCGUCCUUGAUCUCUGUGGUGCUCAUCUUUUAUCAGAUGAUGGAUUGUCGGCAAUUAGUGAGUGCUCAAAAUUAGAGACCCUGAAUUUGACUUGGUGCAUCAAUAUCACAGACGUUGGACUCACGGCCCUUGCACAGCACUGUUCUCGUCUUCAGAGUUUAAGCUUGCAUGGACUUCUUGGAGUAUCUGACGAAGGCCUGGAAAGCCUUGCCGCAUGCUGUGGAAGUUCCUUGAUAGCCCUUGACGUCAAUGGUUGCAUAAAUGUCAAGCGGCGUUCCAAGGAAGAACUGCGGAGGCUAUUCCCCAACUUAAAAGUCUUUCUACUCCACACUUAAGAAAAUAUUACUUUACGUACAGAGGUCGAGCCCACCGAUUUGUAGCCCAAAAAGGACAGGAUAGUUCAAGUUUACAAGAUCAAGGGUUUACUAGAUCAAGAGCUAUGUUAGUAGGCCUGUACGUGAGGAAAAGGGUCGGAUUUAACUUGAGACUUGGGAGACGUCAAAGAACCUUUUACAAAGCUGGGAUUGAUAACCCAAUCGAACUUAACAUUUUAGCUGAUGCUGAGACGAAAUGUGAUUUCUUGCAUUCAAUCUGUUGUGUACAAUUUUUUCUGUAA